Molecule: messenger RNA, 2835 nt
Organism: Spodoptera litura
Lineage: Eukaryota; Metazoa; Arthropoda; Insecta; Lepidoptera; Noctuidae
Source: RefSeq, a predicted model, not a curated record
AUGUUAGACUGUAUUAACAUUGAUGAAUGUAUUCCAGAAACAGAGGGUCUCAGUAGCGGCUGCGAGGCGAGUGGAGUACGAGAGGAAAUAGCAAGAGACUACGCAGCACUCCAAUCCAAAUUGAGAAGAGAGUUCUCAGACAGGCGAGGGAAACUGUACGCAGCCGCUCGUCCUGUGGCUACCGAGGAGCAGUUGUCAGCAGACUUCCGCAAGAAGCUUGCUGAGUGGCAGCUUAAGAAGGGAGUCAAGCAGCCACUACCCAUCCCAGCCAGACAGGAUCUUAGCGAGGACUUCCUAAAGAGAUGGGACGAAUGGAAACGCAUGAAGGAGACGAAUUCAGUACCAGCCUGGGAAGAGGAAGCUAAACCUGAUGAGGUGCUGGUACAAACGUCUACAGGACUCUUUAAAUUUCAAGGUAUAUCUCGAUCAUUCACCCGCAAGUUACAUGAAUGGGAGAAGUCUCGUGGAAUUGCUCCAGAAGCCUCCACAUCAGCUCUCCUUCGAGCAGCAAAGGCCCGCACCAGCAAAGUUCCCCAGGCACCUCUCACCAGGACCCAGUCUGAUGGAAGCGUGGCUCCAUCAACUGCUGGAUCCGGUAGACUCCAUGCUUCAAGUCUCAGUGUCAACGAUGCUGAUGAUUUCGAUUCAGAGUAUGAGAGGGAACAUUCUCUUGAUGGCCUUGACGAUUGUGAUGGUCCAGAGACCCGAGGAGCUGUUCUUGUAGAAGUGGAAGAUGAAGAAAUCUGUACAGCAGCUCCCUUGGUUGCUGUGUCUCCUCGCCAUACUCCUCAGAAACCUGUCUACACUUACGGACAGGCUGAAGCUAGGUUGCUGUGUGAAACUAGCUCUGCAGUCACAGGAACUGCUGUUCUACAGCCAAAUGGAGCUGUGAUCUUAUCCGAUGCCCGUAGCGUGAAGUCAAAGGAGUCAUCUGGUGCGAGACCAAAAACUCGAGAACAGAACAAACACUCAGAGAAGGGCAGAAGGAAGAUCAUGAGACAACCGAGCAUAGAAGAAGAUGCCAUGUUCAUCAGAAAAACUAUAGAAGAAAUAGAAAGAGGAAGUUCUAGUCGCUUUAGAGAAAGAGAAGCCACUGAUAAUGAAACUCGUCACAAAAGUCCCGAGAGGAUCUCACCAGUUUUACAAAGAAAAGAAAUAGACAGAGAUUAUAGUCCAAAAGUCAAUAAACAAAAAGAUAAUGAUAAAGAAAGAAUUAUUGAUGCCAAAGAUAGAGAUAGUAUUGAAGAAUCCAAAGAUGAUAGCAAAAAGAAAGAUUCAGAAAAAACUAAUGGUAAAAAGAAAACUAAAUGUAGAGCCAGGCUAGAGAGGGAGCAGUCGAAGCCUUCAGAAAGUGACACGGAACUUGAGGUCGAUACUGUAACAGUGGAGAUACCGAGAAGAAGAAAACGACCACGACGUGCAUCUGAGAAGCCUAGAACACCUCCAACUUCACUGCACUCAGAUUCUGAGGGUGAAAUAUUCGUCCUCAAACUAAAAGCACCAGAACAACGUGACCAUUCUCCAGAAGUCAUUGUGAAAACCACUCGCAAAAUAUUCUCUCCAGUAGUUCGUAGUGGAGAGUCCGUACCCAGGGCUGUAAUACCAGUAAACGUUGAAGAUCUUGCUGAAGUCAGGCCUUUAGAACAUCGAAAUGAAGGAAAGAAGAAAGAGACCAAAUCAGAAAAGGUUAAACCAGAAAAGACUACACGUUCCAAAAGUUCUGGUGACCUGCAAGAGGCUGAAGAGUUGAAGAAGAGGACCAGGCCACCACUGCCAUCUUCACCUUCAUCACAAAGAAAGCCACAGCCUCCAAAAGAAACCGCACCGUCCAUCCGGAUUAUGAUACAGCGUUACAAUAAGAAGAUCAAUGAGGAAGGACAUACAUCGCCAGUCAGCAGUGGAGCAUCUUCACCGGCCUGGAGAUCACCCUCCACUGAACGUCGAAGACCUCCCGAUAUGCCUGUGGGUGUAAACAUCAGAAAUAACCCAUUCCUCGAGAGGGAAGUCCAAAAAUCAGCGAGCGCCUGUCAACUGUCCAGACGCGAUGCUACUUCAGCGGAGAAGCGCCUGACACCAGCACCUGCAGCAGGACUAGAUGGUGUUUUAAAAUCCCAUAGUGCUAAUGCCUUACACCCAGAGAAAACAGGCAGAGAUAUAGCUGACACUUCAAGUAACAAGAAGGAAGACAGUCAAGAAACAAUAAUGCCCACAGCUAGUACUGACACUAUAGUACCAAACCCAAGAAUUCAGCCAGAAACCUCAUCAACUGCUGAAUCUCUGCCAGCUUUGAGACAUGUAUCUGAUGUCACAGUCCCUACAUUCAGCAGCUACAUGUCUGGUGAACCAGGGCUAUUCGGGAGGUCUAUAUCUACCGUGGAAACUAGUAAUUUCCAGGAUUACGAAGCUGCAGCAGCCACGUUGUCUGAAAGAGCUGCGAAGAUUCGUGCUGCAAGGGAGAGGUUUUUAGCUUCGACGGUGCCUAUGAGGAGGGAAGGUACCAGUUCUGCGAGCGAUUUGAGGCCUGGAGACAGGUCGAGUAGAAUAAGUUGCGAGAGUGACGUCACAGAAUCCCAAGGCUCCAGCACCCAGGAAUCUGCGGCGUUGGGCCGGAGUGCUUCCACGGGGAUGGUCAACGUGGACAGAGAGGCUUGGCAAAGAGUGGCUGAAGGCUCCCGUCGGGAAGGUCGGUCCCGCUCCCGAUUCAGCCUGGCCCGCUUGGCAGCUAAACUGCGGCGACGUGACGAGGGCGGUGCAGUAUCCCGUCUCUGCCGCCAAAGUCUGCUAGUCCAGCUCAUCAAUAAACAUUAAAAUAUACAUUAUACUGUACGCAUUGUA